Messenger RNA from Oryzias melastigma (Indian medaka), 1538 nucleotides. RefSeq names its product C-reactive protein-like. NCBI's taxonomy places the organism in Eukaryota, Metazoa, Chordata, Actinopteri, Beloniformes, Adrianichthyidae. The record is from RefSeq and is a predicted model, not a curated record. The coding region runs from base 376 to 1050 and encodes 224 amino acids. The transcript is spliced from 6 exons.
GAAGUUUUAAAGAGACCGGUCAGACAGGAUAAAGUAUAGGCAUGACCACAUGACAACUUUGAGUGAUCUAUCUCUGACCUGGGGGCUGGGAGGGUAGUUGUGUGACCAGUUGUAUGACCAGGUGUUUCUUUGUGUGUUAGCUGACCAGGGAACACGCUGCUCUGUAUAUAAACCCGUGUGUUUGAACACACAGUGUGGUUGCUGCAUUAAUGCUGUCACCAUCCAGAGCUCUGUGCAACAUUGAUCCAAUCCUUUAGUAAUCGGAAGAGAAAGAGGACGAACUAUUAGCAAACGUGUGAAUAAACAUAUAAAAAGGAGGAGCUACUGAGAAAAAAAACACUUUAGACACUUUACCAAAGUCGACGGUCAUUCAAGAUGCAGUUGUUGCUUUUACUUGUGGUACUGGGAACAGUAUCUGCUGGAGUUCAAGACCUUUCUGGCAAAAUGUUUACCUUCCCACAGUUAACAGACUCAGCUCAUGUGAGACUGAACCCAAUAAAACUGGACUACAAUGCUGUAACUGUCUGUCACAGAUCUGUUACAGACAUCGAGAGAGACCACGCCAUAUUUUCUUUAGCUACACCUUCUCAAAACAAUGGCUUCCUGACUUUUUGGAAGAACGGAAACCGAGAGAUCCAGCCCCAUAUCAGAGGUGCAAGGGUUGAAUAUGGAGGAUGGGACUACACGUUAAACAAGUGGCACUCCAUCUGCACCACAUGGGACUCUGAGAAGGGACUGGUGCAGAUCUGGGUUGAUGGGAUACCUUCAAUCAGGAAAUUCAUCAGCUCUGGAGCCAUCAGUGGGGCAGUCAAAAUUGUUUUAGGACAGGACCAAGAUACUUUUGGUGGAGGGUUUGACGUUAACCAGAGCUUUGCUGGCAUGAUAACUGAUGUCCACAUGUGGGACUACACCCUAUCUUCAUGUGAGAUCCAGAACUACAUGAGCGAAAUGAGCCUCACUCCAGGAAAUGUGCUGAACUGGAGGGCGCUUGACUUUGAGAUAGUUGGAAAUGUGCUGAUUGAAGACAAACCUGUUUGUCAUCCUGCAUAAAUAUAUGCGGAAUAUAAUAAAGCAUAGCAACUGAAACACAUGUUCCAAUGGUUGUUCAUUGACUUGAUUAUUUGAGAUUAUUGAAUAAUUACAUUUACAACAGUUUGCUAUUUUUUGUAUUUUGCAUGAACAAAAAAAAAAUAAGUGAAAAAGCAAGUUUGUUUUAUUUUAUUAUAGCUAAUUCAUUAAGGAGCCUCCACAGCAAAUCAUUUUAAGACCUGAACUUAGGACCAGCAUAUAACAACUAAGAACAAUCCCCUUGUGUGGAUGUUGUAACUUUGAGCAGUCUCUCAUUGUGCUUAAUUAUAUCAUAAAGCAAUUUUCCAAUAAAAAAAACAUACACCUUAGAGAGUUGUACAUAAAAGAACAAACAUAUCACAGUUAACAAAAAAAAAAACAAAAAAAACACUUUCCCCAUACAUCAAGAAUGAAACCCCAAAUGCAGAUCAAACCACUUAUAUAUAUAUAUAUUAUAUAUAUAAAUAAAA